Messenger RNA from Pieris macdunnoughi, 1443 nucleotides. NCBI's taxonomy places the organism in Eukaryota, Metazoa, Arthropoda, Insecta, Lepidoptera, Pieridae. The record is from the annotation of a GenBank genome assembly.
AUGGCGGCCGCGGAAAUAGUAUCAAAUACUUCUAGUAUAUCAAAAAUAGAAAGUUUUUUAAAUGACCCAAGCUAUAAGGAAAUUAUUGAAAACUCAUCUACAUUUAAUUCAAGACUAUGUGCAGAAAGAAGGAUGCGGAUGCCAUUUAUCGAUACCCAAACUGGUGUUGCACAAAGCCAUUCAAAUUUAUUUAUGACAAAAAAACAGCGAAUGCCUGGAGCUAAAGAAGGACAGGUUUACACAUAUCCAUCUCAACGAUGGAGAAAAGCCCGUCGUCAAUACCUGACCAUGUCAUCAACUCGCUGCUCGCUGGGUUCUGGAAUACCAGAUGGUCUUGGGGGUGACGAUAGUCGAGAUGGGUCUCAAACAGCUGCUAAAGAUGAUCCCAAGGAAUGGUUCUACGAUGAACUAGCCAUGGAAGAGAUGGAAACGGGUGAAGAGCCCGAUCCAGAGUCAGAUGAGGACUACUACGAUGACACAUAUGCAAAUAGACGUAAGCGACGCGGUGGUGUCACGCCCAGUGGACCGGGCUCCAGGGGUGGACGUACACGCAAAUCUCAGCCUGAGGAAGGAACGCCGAAGCGAGGACGCGCUGGUCGAGGCCGCAAACGGGCUGGUCAAGGUACGCUCCCUUAUGAAGUACCUGGUGAUGCUGAGAAACCCUUCGGCUGCGAACUGUGCGGUGCGAAAUACAAAACUCGUCCGGGUCUGACAUACCACUUUACGCACACGCACAAGGAGCCAAGCGGCGGCGCAGGCGCAGCCGGCAGUGACAAUGACUCACGUGACAGUCGGCCAGCCAAUUCGCCAGCUUCUAACCAACCUGCCACAGAGUAUCAGGACAGCUAUGUCACGUUUCUGAAUAAUCCUGCUGGAGCUCCUGCAACUGUGUCAGCUCCUACGCCCCCCGCUCGUCGUCCGUCCCCCCCGCCGCGGCCAGCAUCAGCAGAUACGUCAUCGUCGGACUCUGCGCACGCGCCGCUUGUUCCAGCUCAGCCUGCAGGUCCGACUGCAGGCGGAAGCACUGUCCGUGAAAGCAAGAAGGGCCCUGAUGGAAAGCCAUCACCAUCCCCAUAUUGCGACUUCUGUCUUGGCGACGACCGUGAGAACAAAAAGACCGGCAUUCCUGAAGAGCUGGUCUCUUGUUCCGACUGUGGCAGAUCAGGUAAGCGCCGUGGUAGACCUCCACGAAACGGCCACAAACCCUGUUACCACCUCGCAAACCGGGUCUGCGAAACCCACAGACACCUUAGGGACAUAAAACUAAAUGGCGUCGUAGAAAUCCUGACUUCAAUGUCGUACUCGGCCGAUGCCUUUGACAGUUUCGCAUCUAAAACUAAAUUAUUAGAAAACUAUGAUUAUGGAGAUUAUACCACUCCACCCUCGUCCAGACAGAGUCCUGUGUACGAAAGUGUUGAAGUCAAAAUUAACGGGUUUAAUUAA